AUGAAAAUGGGAAUGGCUUUAAUGUUGCUUACAGUAUUCAUGGCUGUGAUGUCUUCUACAAGAGUCUCUGCUCAGUCAGGUUGCAUGAACGCAUUGGUCAGCAUGUCACCAUGUCUCAACUACAUAACCGGAAACACUACCUCCCCUUCUCAGCAAUGCUGCAGCCAGUUGGGUAACGUAGUCCAGUCUUCUCCUGACUGUUUAUGUCAAGUCCUCAACGGUGGAGGCUCUCAGCUUGGGUUGAACAUUAACCAAACACAGGCUCUUGCUUUGCCAAGGGCUUGUAAUGUUCAGACUCCUCCUAUCAGUCGCUGUAACAAUGGUGGUGGUUCUAAUGCUGACUCUCCUGCAGAUUCACCAAAAUAUUCAGGACCAGGAAAUGGAUCCAAAACCGUACCAGUAGGAGAAGGAGACGGACCAUCGUCUGAUGGAAGCUCUAUCAAGUUCUCAUUUCCUCUUCUAGCCUUCCUCUCAGCGGCUUCCUACAUCGCAAUCUUCUUGAACUACUGAUUUUUUCUUGGAUGAGUUUUUAUGCCACUUAGAUUGCAUUCUUUAUUUAUUCACAUUUUGUUGUGAUAUUCUGUGAUGUAUUAUUUCAUGCUCCCUGAGUCCAUACUCUCUGUCUGAUAUUGGUUUGUAGAAACGGGGAGCAGUUGGAUCUCUUUACUUUGUACAAUAAAUAUUAUUUUUACACACUAAAGAACAGAACAUUAGAUAUCUGA
Messenger RNA from Eruca vesicaria subsp. sativa (arugula), 722 nucleotides. Lineage: Eukaryota; Viridiplantae; Streptophyta; Magnoliopsida; Brassicales; Brassicaceae. The record is from the annotation of a GenBank genome assembly.